AUGUUAUCUGAAGAAGAAUAUCAAGAUGCUUUAUGGAAAUUCAACAACAUACCAGCAACCAUUACUGGAAAACACCGUCAAAAUCUUCGUGCUAUUUUUAGAAAAAAGAUUCAUGAACAUGAACUUGCAUCUCGUUAUUCACCAUUUCAACCAUUACACUAUCAAAAUUUUUUUAUUAAUUACAAAACCACGGAACAAACAUUAUUUCAUUUGAUCGAAAAAAUUAAAAUUUCAAAUCUAUUUACAUUAGAUACUGAAUCAAUAGGUAUACACAAACAACCAAACAAGCCAGCACUAAUUCAACUUCAAAUAAUUCUUUCAAGUUCAUUUUCAUAUGUUAUAUUAGUAGAAGUUUUUCAUCUACCACGUAUACAUCAAACAACAUUUCAAUUGAUUCAACAAUUAUUUAAUACAUUAUUCAAUUCAAAUAAAAAUAUUUAUAUUUGGGGAUCAAUUGAUGAACUUGAAAAAUUUGUUAAAUUUAAUUUAUUUUCAUCUGAUCAAAUCUAUCUAUCGAAUGAUAUUAAUUUACAAGAUGAUUUUAAAAUUUUUUGGAAUCAACAUCAUCCUCAUAAAUCAACAUUAUCAUCAACUAAUGAUAGCAUCUCGUGCAUAUGCGAAACAUGUUUAGGUAUUCAACCAAAUAACCCUUGGUCAUUACAAGAUGCCGUGGCAUUACAACUUAAUCAGUGGUUAGACAAACGUCAUUCUCGAUCACCAUUCGAUAUAGGUCUUGAUCCAACAUUAGUUCAUUUGAAUUCCAAAGAACUCACAUAUCGACAAACAAUGAUAGCAUAUGCUGCCAAUGAUUGUUUAUCAAUGCAUCAACUUAUCAUUAGUAUGAAUAGAAUCGAACAACAAGAACCAUUCAAUGAUUUAUCUAUUGAACCUGAUUAUAAUAUUUCAAUGUAUUCUGAUUCACCAGGACCAAAUGAUUUAGUUAUAUCACCAAAUGAAAAUUUCAAAACCAAUCAUUUAUCAAAUUUAAUUCAACAAAACAAUCCUGAUGUGGAAGAAAUAUCAUCUAAUGAUAAUGAACCUGAACAACAACAUCAACAAACAAUCACAAAUAUAAAUAACUCGUCGAAUAAUGAAUUUAAACAUGAACGUACAAACAUAUCCAAUGAAGAGAAACGAAAAAUUCAUAAUCGUACAUGUACUUUAAAACAAAGAAAAAAAUUAUACAAACAUGAAAUUAUAAGAAGAGGAAUCGAUCGACGAUUUACAAUUACUCAAAUAAAAAAAGUACUUCGUGAACUUACAAUUCAUUUUUAUGCUUUAAAUAUUUCAACAUCAUCGUUAACUAAUCGAACUUCAUUAUAUAUCGGCAUUAAGGAUAAACAAUUAUUAUCUACAUAUGAACAUCGAACAAGAAAUUUAUUCACUGCAGAUCAUUACAAUCGUUUGAACCAUAACCAGAGAUAUUUCAGAUCAUCUCGUAAAGAUGAUCGAUCUACAAAUUAUCUUGGUAAUGUUUCGUGUGAAUAA
This is a messenger RNA of Rotaria sp. Silwood2, 1488 nucleotides long. NCBI's taxonomy places the organism in Eukaryota, Metazoa, Rotifera, Eurotatoria, Philodinida, Philodinidae. The record is from the annotation of a GenBank genome assembly.